Messenger RNA from Phodopus roborovskii (desert hamster), 5556 nucleotides. It is a transcript of the gene Strn, whose product is annotated as striatin. Lineage: Eukaryota; Metazoa; Chordata; Mammalia; Rodentia; Cricetidae. Bases 135 to 2564 code for a protein of 809 amino acids. The transcript is spliced from 19 exons. The record is from RefSeq and is a predicted model, not a curated record. Gene Ontology annotation, molecular function: armadillo repeat domain binding; protein-containing complex binding; protein phosphatase 2A binding. Gene Ontology annotation, cellular component: dendrite.
CGCGCCCAGGCGACUGCUCCCUUCUGACUGGGGUGUGGGCGGGGAGCGGCGGAGGGAGGAGACAGAGCUGGCCUCAGCAGUUUGCCGCCGCUGCUGGGCGCCUAGGCAGGGCUCCCCGGCGUUCGUCGGCCGCCAUGGACGAGCAGGCGGGUCCCGGCGUCUUCUUCAGCAACAACCAUCCGAGUGCUGGCAGUGCUAAGGGACUCGGGCCUCUCGCGGAGGCUGCAGCGGCCGGAGACGGGGCGGCUGCGGCGGGGGCGGCCCGAGCUCAGUACAGCCUCCCCGGGAUCUUGCACUUCCUGCAGCACGAAUGGGCCCGCUUCGAGGUGGAGAGAGCCCAGUGGGAAGUGGAGCGGGCGGAGCUGCAGGCCCAGAUUGCCUUCCUUCAAGGGGAGAGGAAAGGUCAAGAAAACUUGAAGAAAGAUCUUGUGAGGAGGAUCAAAAUGUUGGAAUAUGCUCUGAAGCAGGAAAGAGCCAAGUACCACAAGUUGAAAUAUGGAACAGAACUGAAUCAGGGAGACAUGAAGCCUCCAAGCUAUGAUUCUGAUGAAGGCAAUGAAGCAGAGGUGCAGCCACAGCAAAAUAGCCAGUUAAUGUGGAAGCAAGGCCGGCAGCUACUCAGACAGUAUCUCCAGGAGGUUGGCUACACAGAUACUAUUCUAGAUGUGAAAUCCAAAAGAGUGCGAGCAUUAUUGGGCUUUUCAAGUGAUGUCACUGACAGGGAAGAUGACAAAAACCAGGACUCGGUUAUAAAUGGCACAGAGGCUGAAGUUAAAGAGACAGCAAUGAUUGGAAAAUCUGAGUUAACGGAUUCUGCCUCUGUACUGGACAAUUUCAAGUUCCUUGAAAAUGCAGCUACAGAUUUCAGUGAUGAAGAUGAGGACGAGGACGUUGAUGGAAGAGAGAAAAGUGUCAUUGAUACUUCCACAAUUGUUCGGAAAAAAGCAUUACCUGAUAGCAGUGAAGAUCGAGACACAAAGGAAGCGCUGAAGGAGUUUGACUUUCUGGCCACAUCAGAGGAUGGAGACAGUGAAUCUAGAAGUGCAGGGGAUGGAACCGACUGGGAAAAGGAAGAUCAGUGUCUGGUGCCUGAAGCCUGGAAUGUGGACCAGGGAGUAAUUACCAAACUGAAGGAGCAAUACAAAAAGGAGAGAAAGGGGAAGAAAGGAGUGAAGAGAAAAACUACCGAAGAUCUGUUUCAGCCUCUAUCCUAUAUAAAACAGUCAAAACAGGGAUGUGGGAGAAUGAAGAGUCAAAGCCCAGGGCCCAAUAGGUCAAAACUACAAGACAUGCUUGCUAAUUUGAGAGAUGUUGAUGAACUUCCCUCAUUACAGCCAUCUGUUGGCUCUCCUUCCAGACCCAGCAGCUCCAGGCUCCCUGAACAGGAGAUCAGGAGAGCAGAUGAAGUGGAAGCCCUGACAUUUCCUCCUUCCUCUGGGAAGUCAUUUAUCAUGGCUGCAGAUGAAGCCCUUGAGAGCGAACUGGGGCUUGGAGAGUUAGCAGGCCUUACAGUGGCCAAUGAAGCAGACUCGCUGGCAUAUGAUAUAGCAAAUAAUAAAGAUGCCUUGAGGAAGACGUGGAACCCUAAGUUUACCUUAAGAAGUCACUUUGAUGGCAUUCGAGCCCUUGCUUUCCACCCCAUUGAGCCCGUUUUAAUAACAGCGUCAGAGGACCAUACACUGAAAAUGUGGAAUUUGCAAAAAACAGCCCCAGCCAAAAAGAGUACUUCUCUUGAUGUGGAGCCUAUCUAUACAUUCAGGGCUCAUAAAGGUCCAGUGCUGUGUGUAGUGAUGAGCAGCAAUGGUGAGCAGUGUUACAGUGGUGGUACAGAUGGACUGAUUCAGGGAUGGAACACCACCAAUCCCAACAUCGAUCCCUAUGAUUCUUAUGAUCCUUGUGUUCUGAGAGGCCCUCUUUUGGGCCACACAGAUGCAGUGUGGGGGCUAGCCUACAGUGCUGCACACCACCGCUUGUUGUCCUGCUCAGCAGAUGGUACUCUUCGUUUAUGGAAUACAGCUGAGGUUGCUCCAGCACUGAGUGUGUUUAAUGACAACCAAGAACUGGGAAUCCCCGCUUCUGUGGAUCUUGUGAGCAGUGACCCGAGCCAUAUGGUAGCAUCAUUCAGCAAAGGGUAUACAAGCAUCUUUAACAUGGAGACACAGCAGCGAAUCCUCACUUUAGAAUCCAAGCUAGACUCGACAGCCAAUUCUUCAUGCCAAAUAAACAGAGUCAUCAGCCAUCCCACUCUUCCAAUCAGCAUCACUGCUCACGAAGACAGGCACAUCAAAUUCUAUGACAACAAUACAGGCAAACUGAUCCACUCGAUGGUAGCCCACCUAGAAGCUGUUACAAGUUUAGCAGUUGAUCCAAAUGGCCUGUACUUGAUGUCUGGCAGUCAUGACUGUUCAAUACGCUUAUGGAAUUUAGAAAGUAAGACAUGUAUCCAAGAGUUCACAGCUCAUCGGAAAAAAUUUGAAGAAUCGAUCCAUGAUGUAGCAUUCCACCCUUCCAAAUGCUAUAUAGCCAGUGCUGGAGCUGAUGCGCUGGCUAAGGUCUUUGUAUGAUGAGACUCAUCAACUUCACCUUCUAGUUCUUUAUAAAAAGUCAACUGCACAACAGAGAUGCAGAAGACCAGGGCAAGCAUCAACUCACUCUGCCCUUUUGUUCUGCUGAAGGAGCACAGAGAACAUUUGUUAAAGUGUAGUUUUGCAAUUCGUGUACUGUUUUCUAAAGAGAAGGUUUGUUCAGGUUGCUGCAAGCUCAGCUGACUCUGUGAGCCUGAAAACUUUUAAAUUUCCCCCCAUAGAGGCACUUUUAUUUCUGAAGUUGUUCUCAUUCGCUAGGCAGGCCUGAGCGAAACAAGUUUGGCAUCUCCCUUCUGAGUAAACAGGGCUGUCUGUGAUGAAUAAUUAAAAGUUGAGUGGCUGGGAAUGAGUAAAGUGGGAAAUUGGAUAUACUCUACCCUGAGACAUCUGCUGAACAUAUUUAGGUAGUCAGAUUGUAUUGUAUCUGCUCUACUAACCCCAUUGUGCACAAUGACCAGACAGUGUUCAAAUGAGUUUCUAACAUAGCUCUCCGCUCAGCUGUUCCAUAAAGCUGUUUCACCUAUUAGGAGGGAAGAUGUGAUAAUAUGUUAAGUAUAUUAUUCAGAAAUGCUAACAAAUAUUUAGUUUGCAAGCAGAUUUCUAUGUUGUAUUACAAUUUUGAAAGUAAACAUACCACUCUGAAGGUUAGCUGUCCAGCACCCAUUAUGAAGAAUAGUUAAUGGCGCCUGCUCUACUAAAGAUUUUUAACUUACCCAGGUUUGAGAUUGUUUAUUUUUAAGGGCAGACAGGGACUAUCUCUAUAAUAAUUUGUUUAAAAAUUCACCUCAUUUGUACUAGAGUUGAUGUUGUACUAGAGUUCAUGUUGAUAAAAUUUACUUCCUAGUGACUGAAAAGGGAGAAAGCUCUUUGUCAGCACCUAUGUAAUUGGUUCAGAUAAUCUUUGCUGUUCCUUCCCCACUUUUCAUGUUCAUGUUGUCUGACACAUACCAGAAACAGUUUAUAAUUAUUAUGUUGUCAACUCCAAAACAUGUGGUCACCUCAGGCAGCUGCUUUUGCAGCAGCUGGCUUCGUGAAACAGUGAGCCUUGGAAGUGUGCUACUAGUGUGUCUAAGAAGAGCUUCACAAGAGAUCUAGAUGGAAGACAUUAGUGCCUGUGAUGUCUUCGAGGUUCUUUCUCCUCCCCUACCCUGUUAUUUAAUUGGAACACACACAUUUAAUGAACAGUGAACCAGUACUGUACUUAGAGAAAACCGUGUCUGUGACCCAUAUGGAUCAGCUUUUGGGAGUCUCAGAAUCCGUGCAGACCUCUCACUUCUAACUGGCAGCACUUCUUCAUGCCCCUCACACUCCUCUGCCAAAUGACAGAGACUCCCAAAUGACAGACCAGCCUAAAUAUUAAACAUCAAUUAGUGUACACCACAGGCUCUAGGUCUUACAAAUAUUAUACCUAUAAAUAUUAUAACCCAUUAUAAUGAUUCUAUUGCUGUAGCCAUGGCAUUUCUGGUGAUCUGUUCUUUGAAGUAGCAUUCUCAUGGUGAUAUGGGUAAUGUUGACCUUUUAGAAUUCUCCAGUGUGCAGGCAAAUUUUCAUUAACAUUAUAAGACCCAUACUAAAUUUUCCUGGUUGAUCUAUAGACAUGCUGUAGUAUUUUAAAAUCUACAUUUUAUCUUUAUGCUUUGGUUAACAAACAGACUUAAGAGAUUGGUUGGUAUACACAAAUGAAGUAAGUGCUUGUUUUCAUGCAGAUACAAAAUUUUACACUGUGAUGGGUAAAAUUCUUCCAUCCUUUGUAAAAUGAGCAAAAGGGUUUUCUAGCUCAACAUUUGCAGAAUAUUAGAAGUUUUCAAGAAGAAGUAGUGUAUUUAUGACCACAAUUACUGCUUUAAUUACUUUCCAAAGCCUUCAGUAUAUAUCUUACUCUUGUCACCAACAUUCUGGAAACCCAGGAGUGGCUGCCCUGUUUGUUCUCUGUCUCUUGAUUGGGUGGAAAAUAAUCCCAAGAUAGGCAAAGUGUAAUACAAAUGAUAGAACUGUUGGAAGUUUUUUUAGGAGUGUGUGUUUUGCCAUUGAAAACUGAACAUAGAAAGAUUAAUCUAAAGUAUCCCUGUUUGCUCUCAGCCUGGACAUGAGCCAAAGCUAUCUUCCAACCAGAUGGUAGAAGCAUGGACAUUUAUUUAUUUGUCUGACUUUCCCCAUCCUAAUGAAAAUUCACAAAAUGAACAAUUUCAAGAUUCAGAAUCAUUGAAAUGCUUUCAUAAAUAUUUACCAGAUUGUACAUAUUCUGGGUGAACUGUUUUGGAAUAGUAUGAAAAUCAGCAGGUGGGUUAGGUCCCUGCCUUAUUUUCAUGUGCUAUGGAUACGUCUCUGGGAGCUUUACAGUAUCCGUCUCAAAAUGCAGCUGUCACAUGGAGCUCAUUUGCUACUCAACCAUAGACAAAUAAGUGAUAUAAUGACCUUCAGUAUUUUUAUAUUGAACAAAUUUAUCAAUUUUUGCCAUUAAACAGAUGAUUAGUAUGCAAAGUAUUUAGCUUUUGUAAUCAUUUAGUUGUAACUUAAAGGAGAAAAUUGAACCGUAUCACUGAUAAUGAAGUUUGUGAGAAAUUAUUUGUUUAUCUGACUUCCAUUCCUUCAGUAUUCUUGCUAUAAAUUUCUUUUGGAGAUAAUGAUUCUUUAUUUGAAAGAUGUCUAAAAAUGUAUGUAUAUUUUAUAAAUAUAUAUUAUAUAUAUUAUAGGGAUAUAUAUAAUAUAUAGACAGACAGAUAUAUAUAUAUACACACACACAUAUGUAUAUAUAUAUAAACCAUGAGUGCAUUUUACUGUUUGUGUUCUCAUUUUUGGAGGUAUUAUACUCAGUAGUUGAUGAGUAUGCUGAGUGUUGUGAUGUUUGCUUUUACAGUAUAAUAUAUAGUUCUAAGUGUUUAAAUUACUGUAUAUAUUAUAUUCAUUAUAGGCUAGCAUGCUUGUUUUAAAGACUGUCAUUCUAGUUUAUUAAAAUCUGAAUGUAAGAAAA